This is a messenger RNA of Durio zibethinus, 1659 nucleotides long. RefSeq names its product myb-related protein 306-like. The record is from RefSeq and is a predicted model, not a curated record. Gene Ontology annotation, biological process: response to auxin. Lineage: Eukaryota; Viridiplantae; Streptophyta; Magnoliopsida; Malvales; Malvaceae.
CUGCCCUUCCCUCCCUCCCUCCCCUAGAGUUAAUGCUAUUGCUGUCAUCUUUUGACUCUUUGGAGUGGCAGUUGGAAGGGCACCCUUUUGCACCUUUUAGGUCAGUGUUUUCUCUCUCAUACUCUCUUUUCUAUAUAUGCACAGCAGGACAAAAGGAAACCUUAGCCUUAUACCCUUGUCUUAAAGCUUCCAAACACAAAAUCAAAAUAGAGCCUGUUUUCUGAUUUCUUCAGGAUUAGAAUAAGAAAAGGGAAAAAAAAAAGAAAACAAGGUGAUAUGGGGAGACCACCUUGUUGUGACAAAGUAGGUGUGAAGAAAGGGCCAUGGACUCCCGAAGAAGAUAUCAUCUUGGUGUCUUAUAUUCAAGAACAUGGUCCUGGGAAUUGGAGGGCUGUUCCCACCAAUACAGGGUUGCUUAGAUGUAGCAAGAGCUGCAGGCUUAGAUGGACUAAUUACCUAAGGCCAGGGAUUAAAAGAGGUAACUUUACUGAACAUGAGGAGAAAAUGAUAAUCCACCUUCAAGCUCUUUUAGGCAACAGAUGGGCUGCAAUAGCAUCUUACCUCCCUCAAAGAACAGACAACGACAUUAAAAACUAUUGGAACACUCACUUGAAGAAGAAGCUGAAGAAGCCCCAAGGCAGUGAAGGUUAUUUUAGAGAUGGGUUAUCAUCAUCAUCAUCAACAACAUCACCAAAGCAAAUUUCUAGAGGUCAGUGGGAGAGAAGGCUGCAGAUUGAUAUCCAUAUGGCUAAACAGGCAUUAUAUGAUGCCUUGUCCCCAGAGAAAUCAAGUGGUUUAGCUGAGCUGAAACCCUCUAUUGGGUACAUUUCUUACGCAAAACCACGAUGCUAUGCAUCAAGCACAGAGAACAUAGCCGAGUUGUUAAAAGGGUGGAUGAGAAAUCCAUCAAAGCCUGCUUCUAAAAACUCUGCUACCACUCAACAAUCAUUCGACAACGUGGCUGGGAUGACUGAUUCUGCCUCUAAAGCAGGGACUCCAAGGAAGGAAGACACUAGCAGCAUGGAAAUGUCAGAGCCUUUUGAGUCACUGUUUGUCUUUGAAUCUUUUGAUUCUUCCAAUUCUGAUAUCUCACAAUCUAUGUCACCUGAGGCAAGCCUUUUCCGAGAUGAAAGUAAGCCCGAUCUUACUGCCCAAGGGCAACUGUCAUUGCUCGAGAAAUGGCUUUUUGACGAUUCUCCCAAUCAAGGGAAUGAUUACCAGCUUAGUGAUAUCAAAUUAGAUGAAAAUGCUAACUUUGUCUAAAGCCGGGCAGUAUCUUCUUUUAGGGCCAUUUUGGGAUUCUUUUGAUCUUGGCUUAUUUUUUCGCUAUAGGUCUUUACGUUCAAGUAAGAAAUCGGUAUCACCCCUUUAUAGUGGCAGAGCAAAAGGGUAAAUUUCAAAUUAUUGUGGCAGAUAUCUUUGGUUGAGAAUAAGUAAUAGUAUUUCUGUCCUGAUUUUCUGCAUAGAAAACGACUUAUCAGCUUUGUAAAAUCUUGCAUUUGGAAAAAUGAGAUGAAUUAGAGUAUUCAAGCUUUUUUUUUUUUUUGAGGCCUAUAAUUUUCAUUAUCCAAGGAUGAGUAUUUGUGGACUGAACUCAAGCUUAAUGGAUUAUCUGUAUAUAUGCAUAUAGAUCUAUAUAUAUGUAUAAAGAUCUUUAGA